AUGAUGCUGCCUCCACAGCUGCACAAAAUCUUGGCAGUAGCUUUUUUCCUGCUCCCAUUCUGUGCUCAAGGUAAACUUGCAGGAUUUCUUCCAGAGUUCCCUUUCAGGCCUUUUUUUGGAGAUGGGAGCGAUGAACGACAAGUUCCAGAUCUCACACCACUGGCUGGCAAUGAGAAUGGGAACAGUUUGCAUCAACUGGAACAUCGGAUUUCCAGACUGGAAGGAGUCCUUCGCUUGAACAAAAUGAUAACAGAAUCUGGAGGAAAAGUAUUUGCUACCAAUGGGAAAAGUGCCGAUUUUGAUGCUACAGUGGAAAAAUGCAAAGAGGCUGGAGGUUCUAUUGCCACUCCAAGGAAUCCUGGCGAGAAUGAUGCCAUUCUGUACUUUGUGAAAUAUUUUAACACCUACGCCUACCUGGGGAUAAAACAAUCCCUUAUUCCAGGCAAAUUCCAGCUCCUGAAUGGUGCUCAGCCAAGCUAUACUAACUGGUAUUCAAACGAACCCUCUGGCAAAGGGGAGGAGGAAUGUGUGGAGAUGUACACUGAUGGCACUUGGAAUGACAAAAAGUGUAACAAGAAUCACCUUAUUGUCUGCCAAUUUUAG
Messenger RNA from Cinclus cinclus, 603 nucleotides. Its product is annotated as pulmonary surfactant-associated protein A-like. Bases 1 to 603 code for a protein of 200 amino acids. The record is from RefSeq and is a predicted model, not a curated record. The transcript has 3 exons. NCBI's taxonomy places the organism in Eukaryota, Metazoa, Chordata, Aves, Passeriformes, Cinclidae.